Messenger RNA from Rana temporaria (common frog), 1997 nucleotides. RefSeq names its product glycerol-3-phosphate dehydrogenase 1 like (gene GPD1L). Gene Ontology annotation, biological process: carbohydrate metabolic process; glycerol-3-phosphate catabolic process. NCBI's taxonomy places the organism in Eukaryota, Metazoa, Chordata, Amphibia, Anura, Ranidae. Gene Ontology annotation, cellular component: glycerol-3-phosphate dehydrogenase (FAD) complex; cytosol. Gene Ontology annotation, molecular function: protein homodimerization activity; NAD binding; glycerol-3-phosphate dehydrogenase [NAD(P)+] activity. The record is from RefSeq and is a predicted model, not a curated record. The transcript is spliced from 8 exons. The coding region runs from base 90 to 1142 and encodes 350 amino acids.
GAUUGGUUAGUUCUGCAAACACGGGAACGAUAACAACAAGCCGGGUGCGGCAAGAGUCAUUGAACGGACAAAGUCACCCAGUAUACAGCAUGGCAGGACCUCUGAAAGUGUGCAUCGUGGGCUCAGGGAACUGGGGAUCUGCUAUUGCGAAAAUCGUAGGAAACAAUGUAAAGAAGCUGCAGAAGUUUGCUCCUACUGUCAAUAUGUGGGUGUUUGAAGAAAAUAUUAAUGGGAGAAAACUCACAGAGAUCAUCAAUACGGAGCAUGAGAAUGUUAAAUAUCUCCCAGGGUAUAAGCUGCCUGAGAAUGUGGUUGCCGUUCCAAAUCUUAUUGAUGCUGUACAGGAUGCCGAUCUCUUAGUGUUUGUCAUUCCUCAUCAGUUUAUACAUAAAAUCUGCCAGGAGAUUUCGGGGAAAGUCCAUAACAAAGCUCUUGGAAUAACGCUUAUUAAGGGUAUAGACGAAGGCCCAGAGGGUCUGAAACUAAUUUCUGACAUUAUUCGUGAGAAAAUGGGAAUCGAUAUUAGUGUAUUGAUGGGGGCUAACAUUGCAAAUGAAGUGGCCGCAGAGAAGUUUUGUGAGACAACAAUAGGGAGCAAAGUGCUUGAACAAGGGUUUUUAUUUAAAGAACUUCUGCAGACCCCAAAUUUCCGUAUAACUGUGGUGGAAGAUGCAGAUACUGUGGAACUUUGUGGUGCCUUAAAGAAUAUUGUGGCAGUCGGUGCUGGAUUUUGCGAUGGCCUGCAGUGUGGAGACAACACCAAAGCUGCAGUGAUCCGUUUGGGACUAAUGGAAAUGAUUGCAUUUGCCAAAAUCUUCUGUAAAGGCCACGUGUCUACUGCCACGUUCCUUGAGAGCUGUGGCGUGGCUGAUCUCAUCACUACUUGUUAUGGAGGACGCAACAGAAAAGUUGCUGAGGCUUUUGUGAAAUCUGGCAAGAGUAUUGAACAGCUUGAGAAGGAAAUGCUUAAUGGACAGAAACUUCAGGGUCCUCAGACCUCAGCAGAAGUCUACCGCAUCCUGCAGCAGAAAGGCAUGGUAGAUAAAUUUCCACUUUUCACUGCUGUUUAUCGAAUUUGCUAUGAGAAAACACCUGUGGAGGAAGUAAUUUCUUGUUUACAGAGUCACCCAGAACAUAUGUAACUUGGGGACAAAUCUCCAACAUGACCAGUCUUCUUUUUUUUUUUUUCUUUUAUGCUGCAGAAUCCUGGAGAAAAAUGCUCCCUUUAACGCACAAAGGCAUGAAUGUGUAAAGUAUGUUAUCAUUUGCUUUGGGUCUGGUUGCAGACUAGUAAGGUUAAAGGGGACACCAAUAUAUUUAAAUGCCCCCUUUUUAUAUUGACCAAUCGUGGACCUCAUGAAAUUUGUAAUACAGAAUGUUGUAGGCAAAUGUUUAAGCAUGGUUUAAGCAAAUGCUGUAAGUAUUAUUCCUAUGGGCAGCUGACACUUGUGUUAGGGAACAUUCCUGUGCUGACAACCUAUUUUAGUGCAGAAUUCUAUUCUCCUAGAGAUCAUGGCUUGAAUUAUACUACUUUCUCUGAAAGGGAAUGAAUAUUACUAAACUAUUUGUCUGUAUUUCUGGUUCCCCCCACAAAAUUCCAUUAUCUACAUGCUGCAUUUGCAUUGUAAGGUUGGCCCUCCUGAGUUCCGAGGUACCAGCUAGACGCUGUAACACAGUGCAACUAUAUCAGUUUGUUAUUAUAUCAGCUUGGUGUUAUCAACUUUUAUUACUACAAGGCAAAAUUAUUUCAUAUUUUUGAUUAUUAUUUUUUUUGUGAACCAUACUUGUAACAUUAGGAGCACUCUUUAUAUGUCUAAGACAAAUUAAGUGGGAAGUCCUAUUUUAAGUGUACAUCUUUUAAACAUGUAUCUUCUAUUGUAUUUCAUGAUUUUAUCAUUGAUGCAUAUUUUAUAAAAUCCUAGUACUGUGCCAUUCCACAACGCAGUAAUCCGCACAUGAGAUUUACCAUCACACUAUUAAAUCAUUCGGUAACAAUU